AUGAAUUUGCUUAAUGGCAUUAUCAAGAAGGAAAUGGAUGUUACUGCAUAUUUCACGCUGAGUCAUGGAGCCACACCCCAUGGCCUAUAUAAAGGACCCGCUUUCUGGCAUUCUUUGAGUCAGGCAAAGUCUAAACAUAUCUUGCUGAAGUCAUUUUCUGGUCUCCUGCCUGCCCUGAGGACUUUGCUAGGACUUUGGCAGAGCUGCAGAGGCACGCCUGAUUCGGAUUUCCCUGACCCGGCCAUCAGCGGAGGAGUGGGACACGACAUACGUAUCACUUUCUACGAAGGCAAGAAUUUCCAAGGCUGCCGCUAUGAGUCUGAUAGGGAUUGUUUGGAUUUCCACACUGACCUGAGUCGUUGCAAUUCCAUCCGUGUAGAAAAUGGUGUCUGGGUUGUUUAUGAGCAGCCAAAUUUUGCGGGAAACAUGUAUGUUUUAACCCAUGGAGAAUAUCCUGAAUAUCAUUGCUGGAUGGGCCUGAAUGAUCGAGUCAGCUCCUGCAAAUCCAUUCAGUUGACUGGUGGAGACAAAUAUCAGAUCCAGCUCUUUGAGAAGGGUGACUUUAGUGGUCAAAUGCAUGAAUCUGCAGAGGAUUGCCCUUCUGUGAUGGAGAAGUUUCACCUGCCAGAAAUUCAUUCCUGCAAAGUUCUGGAUGGGGCAUGGGUUUUCUAUGAACAUCCCAACUUCCGUGGCAAGCAGUAUUUCCUGGAGAGAGGAGAGUACAGUAAACCCAUGGAGUGGGGAGCUGCAACCCCACUGGUUCAGUCCUUCCGCCAUAUUGCAGAAUAAUAAAUUGCAUGGAGUCUGAAGCUGAUAUGAUAGAGACUUGAUGCCAUACUUGUGGGCUUCAUGCUGCCUGUCAUUAUUCGUGGUAUAUGUGUCCCUUUGAGUGAUCCUUUAAAGGAGAUGACUAAUCUCUGCACUGCUAUUUUGGAAAGAUAAUUAAAUUUAUUUAGCAUCAAAAUCAGAGUGAGACUGAUCCUUUUAACCCUGUCUCAUAUCUCCUUAGUUAUGGUUUAGA
Ahaetulla prasina is the source of this 1021-nucleotide messenger RNA. RefSeq names its product crystallin gamma S (gene CRYGS). The coding region runs from base 1 to 789 and encodes 262 amino acids. The transcript is spliced from 4 exons. The record is from RefSeq and is a predicted model, not a curated record. Gene Ontology annotation, biological process: visual perception; lens development in camera-type eye. Gene Ontology annotation, molecular function: structural constituent of eye lens. Lineage: Eukaryota; Metazoa; Chordata; Lepidosauria; Squamata; Colubridae.